GUUGAGGAAAGGAAAAUGCAAACGCAAACGCGGCCAACCCGCACUAAUACCGCUUCCAUUUUCCUAGUACCUGCAUAGUAUGUAUCAAUGAUAGGAAGAAGUCUUUUUUUCUCUCUCACCCUCGCUUUCGUUCCCUGUCUCUUUUCCUGAUUUUUAUUCCCUCCCCUCUGAAUAGAUGUAGAGAGGAGGGGCCACGAACUAUUCGAGGAUCUCCGGUGAAGGUUUAUCGGCGCUGAUUACCUAUCUGAGUAGAUUGCCAUCUACAAAAAAAAAACCUAUUUUCUCUUCUCUUCCUCUUCUUUCGCGCCAUUAUCCAAGUUUUUUUCUUCUCUUCUCUUCUUUUCCCUCGCUUUUCUUACGUAUCUUCCAUAAACGGGUAGACAGUAUCGUACUGUUUUCAAUUCUCGUACCAUUUUUUUUUCUUCGAUCAAACAGUAGUGCCGUCACUAUUUUCCCGUAUACUUGUCCGAGUCUCGACCACCCAUUUCUCUCUUAUCGCUGUCCCGCCUUUGUCUCUCGCCUCCAUCUUCUUUCCCCCCCUCCCCCCUCGGUGCGAAAACUAAGAGUCCGUCCGGACCUUUUUCUCUCCCAAUGACAAUCUCCUGUCCGCUACCAUCGACUCACGAUGGCCACCAUCGAGCCACGACUGAUUCAUCUGCUGAACGAAUCGGCUUCUACUCCACGGCCUCACCAUGCUGAGCUUCCUCCCAUCAAGGUUCUGCCUCUUCCCAAGACUUCCGGCCGUCUACACCCUAUCGAGCCCGAUGCCAGCCAGAGGCCUGAGGUAUCAGACACAAACCUGGGUCAAUUGGCUUCUCAAUCCAUGCCUUCCUUAUAUUCGAUGGUAGACGAGGCUUCUACUACGAACUCAGCUUUCAGGACCGAUGCAAGUUAUUCAUCGGAUCGAACAUUACUAAGCCACAUUUCGUCUCAGGACUUGCGCAUGAUAUUGGAUGAUACGCCGGAUAAUACUGAAGAUGUCGGAAAGAAGAGGCGGCCGGUGAAGGAAGACUUCGUUCAGCUACCUCAGCCGCUGAAGAAACAGAAAGCGACUACUCAACAACAUAUGUUCCCUCCAAUCAUAGUAGGUUUGCUGGAGCCACCAUCCGAUGCUUCCCUAUUCCCACCAAUCUCCUCCGGAUCCUUCGACAACCGCCCGCAUUCCGAGCCUCCGCAGGCACUCAGCAUCACUAAACCACCCGAUAUAUCGGAUACGGUAGAGGAAAAGACAAACCCGAGCCCUCCGCCUGAACCCGAGCGAACCCCAACAGGGAAAGUCAAACGGCGGGCUGCCAAGCCACGACGCAAGUGGUCCGAAGAAGAGACCAAUCACUUAUUGUUGGGUGUGAGUAAACAUGGUGUCGGAAGAUGGACGGACAUAUUGGAAGAUCCGGAGUAUAGGUUUAACGAUAGGACGGCGGGAGACUUGAAAGAUAGGUUUCGUACUUGUUGCCCCGAGGAACUGCGUGCCAGUCCAUCAGCUAGAAGUGAUACGCCCAAAGAGAAACAGCCAGUCGUGAAUACUAGAGGAAGACCAAGGAAAGGUCUCAUGUCUGAGAAUAUCUUAAAUGAAACAGAAGAGGAGGUCGAGAUUGAACAGGCCCAGUCGGGUCCGAAUGAUUCUGAUCCUACGCCAACCAGGCAGCGCAAGAGCCGGGCCCAUCGGAAGAAGAUGGAAGACCUGGUCGAACUAGGCAUUAGAGGACCAUUUAAAAAGUCGCAUCGAAGAGAGCGACGCCCAUUCUCCGAACAAGAUGAUAGGGAGAUACUAGAAGGAUUUGAACACUAUGGCCCUCAGUGGACAAAGAUCCAGAGGGAUUCGAGAUUCAACCUAUCUACUAGACAACCGACAGAUCUACGUGACAGACUACGUAAUAAGUACCCAGAGAAGUUUGCAGGUACGGAAAAGACGGCCAUGGGAGUGAGGGAGCCAGGGCGGGGCAACAACCUGAUGGAACCCUCGGUUAAUAUGGCUAUCGAGAAUUCUUUGCACGUUUCUAAGUCGGCCUUGCUCGAACCGCAACUUAAUCGAACCAACUCAAGAGAAGACAUACCAAGAUGGCCGAUGCCUUCUCAUCUCAUUGAAUCCGGAGAACCCUCCCAACAGCCCCAUCCCGGUAUAUAUUGGAACGAGGCAUCCGCAGCGGGCCUUACUUCAGGUACUAUGGGAGAGAUGGAUAUAUCACGUCUUCUUCUUGAUGAUACACAAGCCACAAACGAGCCGUCCUCAGAGCGGCGAGGUCUAGGAUGACAUAUAUCAACUAUAUUGGGGGAGUUUUUCUGUCCACCACGCCUAAAAAGGUCUAGGGAACUCAUUGCAAUCUUGCUGCAGAUAUGACAGAUAAAAUCAUGGCGACUGACAACAUCGCCGAGGGGAUAGACUACAAGAUGGCCAAAGGUGUGAGGAAGAACUAAAGUCAGUACUUGCCAUAACUCGAUUCAAAUUACGUCGAGGGCAUACUUUAAGACGGGUUUCAACCCGAUUUCGUGCUUCUUUCAGCAUGAAGCUUCAGUCGUUACAGAAUGGCCAUGUGCGGUAUGUAUGGGAUGUAUUAUCAGUCGAGGAAGUGAAUCUGAUGAAUAGGUAUGACACACGCGCGGAAUGAAGAAAAGAAAAUGUGGUUUGGUGAAAGCAGAUCAAGAUUCGAUAUUCAUAUCUAAGUAUUAAUGAACCUAUCGUCAGAAUCGGUUCUCGUUGAGUGUUCCCACACAAUGAAGAAUAUUCGGAGAAUCUUCUGUACUCUACCGGCUCUUAGAUAUAAGUCAUAAGUUAUAAUAUGUAGCUGACCUACUGUAUAUUGACAAAUAGAAAAAUUGAAG
Messenger RNA from Annulohypoxylon maeteangense, 2820 nucleotides. RefSeq lists its product as uncharacterized. The coding region runs from base 626 to 2251 and encodes 541 amino acids. The transcript has a single exon. The record is from RefSeq and is a predicted model, not a curated record. Lineage: Eukaryota; Fungi; Ascomycota; Sordariomycetes; Xylariales; Hypoxylaceae.